This is a messenger RNA of Scleropages formosus (Asian bonytongue), 1907 nucleotides long. RefSeq names its product histone-lysine N-methyltransferase SUV39H1-like. The transcript has 7 exons. Gene Ontology annotation, molecular function: histone H3K9 methyltransferase activity; protein binding; zinc ion binding. NCBI's taxonomy places the organism in Eukaryota, Metazoa, Chordata, Actinopteri, Osteoglossiformes, Osteoglossidae. The record is from RefSeq and is a predicted model, not a curated record. Gene Ontology annotation, cellular component: nucleus. The coding region runs from base 18 to 1307 and encodes 429 amino acids.
UUGGUGGUGGGGAGAAGAUGGCGGAAAAUUUGAAAGGUUGCAGUGUGGUGUGCAAAGUGUCCCUGAACCAGCUGCAGAUCCUGUGCCGCCAGGAGAGGGUCUUCUGCCAGCAGCUAGAAGUGUCCAAGAAAAACUUAAAUGACUUUGAAGUGGAGUACCUCUGCGAUUACAAGAAAAUUCAUGGGAAGGAGUUUUACCUGGUAAAGUGGAAGGGAUACUCAGAAUCGGAGAAUACUUGGGAGCCUCGCAGAAACCUAAGAUGUGUGAAGCUGCUAAAGCUGUUCUGGGCAGAUAUGGAUCAGGAGCUACGACGGCGUAAGAAGCGACGCAACGUGACGAAACUGGACAUUAGCUUAGCGUCUUACCUUGUCCAGAAGGCCAAGCAGCGACAGUUGUUGCAGUGCUGGGAGGAGCAGUUGAACACGAUGCGUGUCCACAAGGGUCGCAUCUUUGUGCAGAAUGAUGUAGACCUUGAUGGCCCACCCAAGGAUUUUACCUACAUCAACAACUACAAGGUGGGGGAUGGGAUUGUGCUGACUGAAGUAGCAGUGGGCUGUGAGUGCACCGACUGCUUAGGCAAUCCAGUGAAUGGGUGCUGUGCUGGGGCUUCCCUCCACCGCUUCGCCUACAAUGACCGGGGUCAGCUACGGCUGCGUGCUGGACAACCCAUUUAUGAGUGCAAUUCCCGCUGCUUUUGUGGCCCAGACUGCCCCAAUCGAGUAGUGCAGAGAGGUAUCCAGUACGACCUUUGCAUCUUUAAGACUGCUAAUGGGCGAGGAUGGGGAGUACGUACCAUGGAGCACAUUCGCAAGAAUUCUUUUGUUAUGGAGUACGUUGGGGAGAUUAUCACAACAGAGGAAGCAGAGAAGAGGGGGCGCAUCUAUGAUCGACAGGGUGCUACAUAUCUGUUUGACUUGGACUAUGUGGAAGAUGUGUACACAGUGGAUGCUGCUCACUAUGGGAACAUUUCACAUUUUGUCAACCACAGUUAUGUUAUAGUUAUCUUGUGCAGAGGACAGCUGUGCUCCAAUGAUAUUCUGAUUUGCAACCCCAAUCUUCAGGUAUACAAUGUAUUCAUCAACAACCUCGAUGAACGCCUCCCAAGGAUAGCUUUUUUCUCCACACGUCACAUCAAGGCUGGAGAAGAGCUCACCUUUGACUACAAAAUGCAGCUUGAUCCAGUUGAUGCAGAAAGCACAAGAAUGGACUCCAAUUUCAGUAUUGCUGGGCUUCCUGGGUCUCCCAAGAUACGGGUUAGAGUGGAGUGCAAGUGUGGAGUGGAGUCCUGUCGGAAGUACUUAUUUUAGCAUAGCAUGGAUGGAAGGGUAUGGAUUUUAAGCAUUGGGUGUCAUACUGUAAGUGGGGUGGGAACAUGAGUUCGGGUGUACAUUUUAAAGCUCUGUAGCAGGUCACAUAUGUUUGUUUUGUAUUAAUGUUUAUUUUUUUAAUGACACAUUUUAUAUAUUUUUAAGAAUUUAAGAACCUUUCCUAGAUUCUGUCUCUGUUCAACACCUCAGAUACACCAAGAUUAAAUUUUCUCAGAAAAUCAUCUUCAGCAUUUCUUGAUAAACUCAACUUUUUAAAGUUCUACUUUAUACCUGUAUUUCAUAUGUGGAGAUACUAAAUCCCAGGUAUGGAAACAAUCAGCUGUUUCAUUGCAUUCUUCGCUGGAUCACAGGAGAUCUAAGCAUUUAUAAACAUAGCAUAAGUCAUUGUGUGAUAAACUAGCAUUCAGCCUUUUGACCUUAACUGCAUUUUUAAAUCUAUAUAAUUUGUUUUUAGUUUUUCUCCAGGGGGGUUGUAGUAGUUGGAAAAUUUCCUGCUGCUAUCAAAGUCUGUAAUGUGAUGAAGAGGCUCUAUUUGUUUAAAUAGGUUUAUUGGUUCAGUUAAGGAAAAAGGCAGACAAA